UGUAAUAUACCCAGUCACCUUUGUGUGCUCUUUAGAAAUACAUUAUUUGGAAUAUUUUUACAAAGUAAAAUAAUUAUUUCCAGGUUACAAAAGCCCUCAAGAACUUCCGGGGCGACUUGAGCACCGAGGAAAAAGACGGCGGCGAUUUGAAAGAUGGCGGCGCACACGCAGAAAAAUAACAAACCGGGGAAAUCUGGAGGAAAAGAGGCUCAACCUCUGAUUAUCGCUAAAACUCCGGCGGAGGAACAGCGUCUGAGGUUGGAGAGGUUGAUGCGGAACCCGGAUAAACCCGCUCCCAUCCCAGACCGACCGAAAGAGUGGAACCCGCGGGCCCCUCCGGAGUUCGUCCGAGACGUGAUGGGCUCCAGCGCCGGUGCAGGCAGCGGGGAGUUUCAUGUUUACCGGCACCUCCGACGCAGAGAGUACCAGAGGCAGGACUUUCUGGACAAGAUGGCAGAGAAGCAGGACGCGGACGUAGAAUAUCUGAAAAAGGUGGAACAAAACAUAAAGGCAGCCGAGGAGAGAACGGCGAAGCGCAGGAAGAAGCGGGAAAAGAUGAAGCAGAAAAAGCUGAUGGCAAAGAAGGCAAAGCAAGAGGCCAACGACAAGAAAGAAGGCGACGCCGACGAGAGCUCGGACAGCAGUGAAGAAGAGAAGGGAGAUGAAGAAAGAGAGGCUGACGAUGAUGCCGAGGCUCCCAGUUUCAUCAUGGGGAAGAAGUGACGCCCUUUGUCUCCUGCAGAGUGAUGAACAGACAGGGCGGGUACUGGUUUUUAAUGCUGCUUGAUAGUGACAUUGUGGGUGACUGACCAUGAAGGCAUGGGGGACAUGGACACCAGAAUCACACAUAACCGCCUCUGAAAAGGAAAAUCUCUGGAACCAGUUAAAGAACCCUCUUUAAGAGAAUGUGCUCCCUGUUUUAACACCAGAGAAACAUGGAUGGACUGCCUAGUUUAAUAGGCAGGACCCCCCCACCCUUCUGAUUUUGGGGUUUCUUGAGCUUGUCAAAAUGUAUUGUCAAGUUUUCAGAAUUUUGACUGUUGAAUUGUUGGGAAUCCUCUACCUUUUUAAUGGUAUAUUUGAAUUUUUUUUAAAAUAAAAAUGAGAAUAUAGAUGGAGAUUUGGGUGUUACGCAGUUUGUUCACAUUGAAAUUGCUAAGUUCUUUUUCGGGUGUAGUCGCUGUCAGUCUUUGCAGCCUUGUGAAGCUGCUCCUUGCAAGGUCUAUUGCUUGUGGGCACAACAAGGUUGCAGAAAGCAACUCAAAGAAUGAAAAGGCGUGACUUCUGGAGGCUCAGGAGUUUCACGUGCGAUGUUCCUUGGACAGAUUCCUGCUUUCCACGGUGGUGAUGGUCUCAUUCUGUAGCCAUCAUCUUUCUUGAGGCAGGUAGAUUAAAACCUGGCGGCCAGAUAUUGUUUGAAACAGGGAAAGCUCUUCCUGUCAGACACAGUCAGCUGUCACAAUAACACCUCUGGGUUUUUUUUUUUGUCAUUUAAAAAAUCAAGGCACACACUGCUUCAAUAACUUUCAAUUUCUCUAAUGAAUUAACCUUUUCAUUAUUUUUGCCUUGAUUUAAAAUCACUGCCUGCUUUGCAGAACAAGUGAGCCCUCUGAUCCAGUUAUUGUAUUUUAGUUGUAGUUCAUGUGCUGGUAUUCCACACUGAUUUGAUUUAUCUCUUUAAUGUGCAGCUUCAAAUUUCUGCUCUGUUGAAAUAAAUUCAGCUUGUGCUGUUAUGACACGUAACACAAAUGGAAAGUUUCUCAAUAAGCGAUUCUGUUCACUGAUGGAGGAUUUAGCUCAUUAAAGAUGCAUUGGAGUUCCCUGCUGAGGUUGAAUGAGGAAUAAUAAAGAACUGUAGUAAAAUGUGGGUCACUGCAAAAAGCAUGGAGGGCAAUUUUAAUGCAUCAUAUUCAGGGGCAAAAUGAGUGUUUAAGUUCCCACUGAUAUCUGAAGUGAUUGAAAUAUAAAAUCUGUGUUCUUUAAUAAAUGUUUUAUUACAUUAUAAA
Molecule: messenger RNA, 2006 nt
Organism: Micropterus salmoides (largemouth bass)
Lineage: Eukaryota; Metazoa; Chordata; Actinopteri; Centrarchiformes; Centrarchidae
Gene: prkrip1
Product: PRKR interacting protein 1
Exons: 1
Coding region: 154-723 (189 amino acids)
Biological process (GO): negative regulation of protein kinase activity
Cellular component (GO): nucleolus
Molecular function (GO): protein kinase inhibitor activity; double-stranded RNA binding; protein kinase binding
Source: RefSeq, a predicted model, not a curated record